Staurois parvus is the source of this 753-nucleotide messenger RNA. The record is from the annotation of a GenBank genome assembly. Lineage: Eukaryota; Metazoa; Chordata; Amphibia; Anura; Ranidae.
AUGUAUUUCUUUGUCAGCAAUCUCUCAUUCUUGGACAUGAGUUCCACCACUGUAAACAUCCCCAAGAUGCUUGCCAAGUUCUCAAUGAACAAUGAAGUUAUCUCUUUUGUGGGGUGCUUCCUCCAAAUGUAUUUCUUUAUUGUUUGUCAAGCAGUUGAGUGUUUUCUUCUGGCUGCGAUGGCCUAUGAUCGCUAUGUGGCCAUCUGUUCUCCACUCCAUUACCAUAACAUCAUGGUCAGACAUGUAUAUAUCAUCCUAGCUAUGGCAUCAUGGAUACUAGGCUUAGUAUUUCCAAUUGCAAUGAUCACGCUGGCUUUUAGGUUGCCUUUCUGUGGCCCAAACAUUAUUCACCAUUAUUACUGUGAUCACCCACCAUUGCUUCAGUUAGCUUGUGCUGACACCUCACUCAAUGUGGCAGUAGGUUCCACUCUUAGUGCCAUUGUAAUUGCAUUAUGUUUUUCUCUAAUUGUGACAUCCUAUGUUCAAAUAAUCAGGUCUGUGCUCAAGAUAGCAUCAUCCAAAGGGCGUAAGAAAGCAUUUUCCACCUGUGCUUCCCAUUUCGUGGUGGUGAACAUGUACUUUCUGCCAUCAAUCUUCAUGUAUGUUCGGCCAACUGCUUCUUACUCAGCUGAUAUUGACUCUCUGGUGGCUAUGUUCUACACAGUAUUACCGCCAAUGCUAAACCCAAUUGUGUAUAGUUUACGGAAUAAAGAUAUUAAGGAUUCUUUCAGAAAACAAAUAUGUUGCACCUAG